GUGACAAGAGCAGAAAAUUACAGGACGAGAGAAACAGAGAAAAAGUUUGACAGUUUUUGUUCCACUGAAUCGUCUGAAACAAUCAAUAAAUUCAUUGUGAAGUAUUUUGUAGGUGAUAUUCUAGUCAGUAAAGAGGAACAUCAACAGUUCUUGACAGGUGUUCAGUGGACUGUUCAGAUGAUGUCAUGGACUCCACAAAGGAUCUCAGUGGACAGACAGACACAGGGAAGGUCAAGAGUGUCAUUCAUGGAGAAUCUCCUGAAUCCAGCUGUGUGUCCAUGAAGAGUGACCGGUCAAUGAAUCCUCCACUUAAAUUCAGUUCAGGAGCCCCUUGUGCUGAUGUGAGUCAACUCCAUAUGAAGAGAUCAGACUCACCAGAGUCCAGCUGUGUGUCCAUGAAGAGUGACCGGUCCAUGAAAGAGCCAUUAUAUUUUAAGCGUGAAGACACAUCAACUGGUCUGAGACAACUCCAUAUGAAGAGAUCAGACUCACCGGAGUCCAGCUGUGUGUCCAUGAAUAGUUACGCGUCUAUGGAGAAGCCAUCACAUUUUAAGAGUGAAGACACAUCAACUAGUCUGAGUCACUCGCAACAUGUUGAAGUCCAAAGCACAUUCAAAUCCAAUCUGCUGAAGAAGUUUCAGUGUUUGUGUGAGGGAACAGCAAAGCAGGGAAACCCAACACUCCUGAAUGAGAUCUACACAGAGCUGUACAUCACAGAGAGUGAAAGAGGAGAGAUCAAUAAUGAACAUGAGGUGAGACAGAUUGAGACACAGUCCAGAAGAGCAGCAACAGAGGACACACCAAUCAAAUGCAAUGACAUCUUCAAACCUUUACCUGGACAAGACAAACCCAUCAGAACUGUGCUGACUAAAGGAGUUGCUGGAAUUGGGAAAACUGUCUCUGUGCAGAAGUUCAUUGUGGACUGGGCUGAAGGGAAAGCCAAUCAGGACAUCCACCUCAUAUUUCCACUUCCUUUCAGAGAACUAAAUUUGAUGAAGGGCAAAAAACUCAGUCUUUCAGAUCUUCUUCAGGUUUUCUUCAGUGAAACAAAAGAAAUGGAAAUAUCCAGAGAUGAAUAUAAAGUUUUCUUCAUCUUUGAUGGUCUGGAUGAGUGUCGUCUGUCUCUGGAUUUUCAGAGCAAUGUGAGAUUGUGUGAUGUCACUGAAUCAGCCUCAGUGGAUGUGCUGCUGACAAACCUCAUCAAGGGGAAUCUGCUUCCCUCUGCUCUCAUCUGGAUCACCUCCAGACCAGCAGCAGCUGAUCUCAUCCCCUCUGAGUGUGUUGAUCGGGUGACAGAGGUACGAGGAUUCAAUGAUCCACAGAAGGAGGAAUACUUCAGGAAGAGUAUCAGAGAUCAGAGUCUGGCCAACAGAAUCAUCACACACCUGAAGUCAUCAAGGAGCCUCUUCAUCAUGUGUCAUAUCCCAGUGUUCUGCUGGAUAUCAGCCACUGUUCUAGAGACAAUGUUGCAUAAAUCAAAGAGAAGAAAGAUCCCCAAGACUCUCACUCAAAUGUACACACACUUCCUGAUCAUUCAGACAAACAUCAAACAUGAGAAGGACUAUGAGAAGAAAAGUAAAAACAGAGACAUGAUCCUCAAACUGGGGAAACUGGCUUUUAAACAGCUUGUGAAAGGCAAUCUGAUCUUCUAUGAGGAAGACUUGAGAAAGUGUGACAUUGAUGUGACAGAAGCAUCAGUGUACUCAGGAUUGUGCACUCAGAUCUUCAGAGAGGAGUUUGGGUUGUAUCAGGGGAAAGUGUUCUGCUUUGUUCAUCUGAGCAUUCAGGAACAUCUAGCAGCUCUAUAUGUGCACCUCUCCUUUACAAACAACAACAUGAAUGUGUUUGAACAAAUCACCAAACAAAAACUCUUCUCUAAAGUUUUAAAGUUGAUGAAACAGAAUUCAUCAAAACAGGUUUCUAUGUUUGACCUGCAUCAGACAGCUGUGAAUGAGACUUUAAAGAGUAAGAAUGGACAUCUGGAUCUCUUCCUUCGUUUCUUUCUGGGUCUCUCACUGGAGUCUAAUCACACUCUCUUACAAGAACUGCCGACACAGACAGGAAGUUGCUCCUACAACAAAGAGGAAACAGUGAAAUACAUCAAGCAGAAGAUCAGCGAGAAUCACUCUUCAGAGAAAUCCAUCAAUCUGUUUCACUGUCUGAAUGAACUGGGUGAUGAUUCACUUGUGACAGAGAUACAAGAUUAUCUGAAAUCUGGAGAAAUAAGAGAAACAAAACUCUCCUCUUCACAGUGGUCAGCUGUAAUGUUUGUGUUGAUGACCUCAGAGCAGACGAUGGAUGUGUUUGAUCUGAAAAAGUUUAUUGGAGCACAAAAUAAAGCAGAUGAAGUUCUUCAGUAUCUGCUGCCUGUGAUUAAAGAAUCCAGAUCAGUUCAUCUGAUGGGCUGUAAUCUGACAGAGAAAAGUUGUUCAGCACUGGCCUCAAUUCUCAGCUCAAACUCUUCAAACCUGAGAGAGCUGGACAUGGGUAACAAUGACCUGCUGGAUUCAGGAGUGAAGCUGCUCUCUGAUGCACUGAAGAGUCCUCACUGUACACUGGAAAUACUGAGAUUUGCAGAUUGUAGAUUCACUGGUCAGUGCUGUGAAAGUUUGUCUUCAGUUCUACAAUCAUCAAAAUCCCUGAGAGAGCUGGACCUGAGUAACAAUGACCUGCAGGAUUCAGGAGUGAAGCUGCUCUCUGAUGCACUGAAGAGUCCUCAAUGUACACUGGAAAUACUGAGAUUUGCAGCUUGUAGAUUCACUGGUCAGUGCUGUGAAAGUUUGUCUUCAGUUCUACAAUCAUCAAAAUCCCUUAGAGAGCUGGACCUGAGUAACAAUGACCUGCAGGAUUCAGGAGUGAAGCUGCUCUCUGAUGCACUGAAGAGUCCUCACUGUACACUGGAAAUACUGAGAUUUGCAGAUUGUAGAUUCACUGGUGAGUGCUGUAAAAGUUUGUCUUCAGUUCUACAAUCAUCAAAAUCCCUGAGAGAGCUGGACCUGAGUAACAAUGACUUGCAGGAUUCAGGAGUGAAGCUGCUCUCUGAUGCACUGAAGAGUCCUCACUGUACACUGGAAAUACUGAGAUUAUCUGGCUGUAUGGUGACAGAGAAAGGCUGUUGUUCUGUGGCAUCAGCUCUGAGAUCAAAUCUCUCACGCCUGAAAGAGCUGGAUCUGAGCUACAAUCACCCAGGAGAAUCAGGAGUCAAGCUGCUCUCUGAAAGACUCAACGAUCCAAACUGCACACUGGACAAACUUAAUGUGGAUCAUGGAGGAGAGUUCAGGAUUACAGCAGGACCACGCAAAUAUGUCUGUGAUCUCACACUGGAUUCAAACACAGUACACACUAAACUCAUUCUGUCUGAGGGGAACAGGAAGGUGACACGUGUGGAAGAGCGUAAGUUAUAUCCUGAUCAUCCAGAGAGAUUUGAUGAGUGUCAUCAGGUUCUGUGUAGAGAGAGUCUGACUGGACACUGUUACUGGGAGACUCAAUGGAGUGAAGAUGGUGCUGUUAUAUCAGUGUCAUAUAAAGAAAUCAGCAGGAAAGGAAAGAGCCGUGACUGUGUGUUUGGAUUCAAUGUAAACUCCUGGAGUCUGUACUGCUCUAAUAACACAUUCACUGUCUGUCACAAUAAUAACAGAACUGACAUAUGUCGCCCUUCACACGACUGUAAGAGAGUAGGAGUGUAUGUGGACUGUCCGGCCGGCACUCUGUCCUUCUACAGCGUCUCUCACACACACACACUCACACACUUACACACAUUCAUCACCACGUUCACUCGACCCCUCUAUGCUGGAUUUGGAGUUUAUUCUGAUUCCUCAGUGUGUCUGUGUGAAAUUGAUCAUCAGAGACACACACACACAACUGGAUGAGUGAAAUAUACUCACUGUAUCUCACAUCAACACAACUCCAAACUCUUUCUAGAAAUCAUUUCAUCAAUUAAACUGAUUGAAUUCAUUACAAUCACUGUAAUUUGAUUGAAGUUAUUUACUAUCAGAUUAAUAAUAAUAGGGUGGACGGGUGUAGUUGUAACACUUUUUGCUUCAGCACCUUUAAUUCACUGAAUUUUUGAGUUCUCAAUUUUACACAAGUUUACAUUUGUUUACUAGAAAUGUCACUAAUUCAAACCUUUGCAAGAACAUCACAGACUUCAUCAUGAGUUGAUGUCAAAUACACUGUGCUCCUUUGUGACAACCUUCCCCACUACCGGGAAACACAUGCUGGGGUAAGUUGUGACAAUUAGACAAAAGAAAAAAAACAGAGGCCACACCAUGUACGUGUGUGUGUGUGUAUUAGUCUACUAGAAUAAUCUUUCUUUAUAGGUUUAAUGAACACUUCUACAAUGUUUUUAUUUUUAUUUAACCUUUAUUUAACCAGGUUUGUCUCAUUGAGAUAUAAUCUUUUUCAAGAGAGACCUGGCCAAGAUAGCAGAACAAAUUAGAUCACACAAUCACAAAACAAACACAAAAGAGGCAAAGACAACUCAAGUGCAUUUCAAUUAAAUAAAAGUGACAUUAAUUAAAACAUUUGCACAUGUGGAUGGUUCAACAAACAUGAAAGCCUUUUUGAACAACUCUGUCCGGGCUUGAGGUACAUUCAAUGAAAUAGUUUUCUGGGACCGAAAAACAUAAGUACUCUGUGUAUCAGAAAGAAAUUCAGAUAUGUAACAUGGAAGCCUGCCUAAGCCGGCGAAUUGAUACAGAAGGCAAAUUCACUGUGGAGUAAAGUGUACAGUGAUGAGUGAGGGGUCUGCAAUUUGAAAUACAUUUUAAAGCUCCAUGAAACACAGCAUCCAACCUCUGAAGACACUUAGAUGGGGCAUUCAUAUACAACAGAUCACCAUAAUCAAUAAUAGAGAGAAAUGUGGCAUCGACUAUCUUUUUUCGGGUAGAAAAAGUAAAACAAGAUUUGUUCCUAAAGAAAAAACCUAGCUUUAAUUUCAACUUUUUUACUAGAUUCUGUAUAUGAAGCUUAAAAGAAAGGUGAUAAUCAAAUAAAAAUCCUAAAUAUUUAUAAGAUGAAACUACCUCAAUUGUUUUACCCUGAUCAGUAACAAUAUUCAGGUCUAACACAUUUUUCCUUGUGUUUGAAAAAAACAUUUGUGACACAGUUAAAGGAAGGAACGAAGACGCAGAGCUCUUCGGAAGUAAGGGUUCUUUAAUAGUCACAGCAAUCCUACAAACUUUGCGUUUCUAUGAACAGAAUAAAACUUCACUGCAUAACGUAAAUCUCCUAAUAUGGUUUGUCUUAUGCCAACACUAGAUUGGCUUUUGUUCUCCCUCUCUUGUCUGGAGGUUCUGUGUCCCUUUUAUGCCGCUCUCCCCAUGCUCACUGAAAUUAGAGACAGGUGUUAAACAUAAUUCAGCUCAGGUGCAAGCGCCCUUACCGCUUUCUCCCUCAGACGGGCGCUUGACCAUGCCCCCGCUGCCACAUACCCCCACUGCCCAACUCAG
This is a messenger RNA of Xyrauchen texanus (razorback sucker), 5450 nucleotides long. Its product is annotated as NACHT, LRR and PYD domains-containing protein 3-like. NCBI's taxonomy places the organism in Eukaryota, Metazoa, Chordata, Actinopteri, Cypriniformes, Catostomidae. Bases 186 to 3869 code for a protein of 1227 amino acids. Gene Ontology annotation, molecular function: protein binding. The record is from RefSeq and is a predicted model, not a curated record. The transcript is spliced from 13 exons.